Messenger RNA from Corylus avellana, 1323 nucleotides. Lineage: Eukaryota; Viridiplantae; Streptophyta; Magnoliopsida; Fagales; Betulaceae. The record is from RefSeq and is a predicted model, not a curated record.
AUGGGUAUUGUUGGAAGGAAGAGAUCAGCAGCUGGGUUUUCAGCUCUGCUUCUUCUUCUGCCUAUCUUUCUCAUCACCUUUCUUGGAAGAUUUCAGGUUGUUUCGGGCCUAAGUGACACAAAGUAUAGGCAAGUGAGUAGCUUGAGACUUGAGAGGAUAAAGGGGCAUUUGGACAAGAUUAACAAGCCCGCUGUCUUGACGAUAGAGAGCCCAGAUGGAGAUACCAUUGAUUGUGUCCAUAAAAGAAAACAGCCAGCUUUAGAUCAUCCGCUUUUAAAGAAUCACAAGAUCCAGAGACAUCCUUCAGAGAUGCCCAAAGUGAAAAAAGAUAGGGUGGGAGAUGAUGAUGAUGAUGAUGAUGAUAAGGAAGCAGUGAGAGAUGCAUGGCAAAUGUGGCAUCGAAAUGGGACAACAUGUCCAAAGGGAACGGUUCCCAUACGCCGAAGCACAGUUGGUGAUGUUUUAAGAGCCAAGUCUUUGCUUCAUUUUGGGAAGAAACAACCUAGGCUUUCGCUUACUACCUCCAAUGACCCACCAUAUAUAGGCAUGAAUAUGCAUGAGCAUGCAGUGGCCUACACCCGAAAAUCAACCCGAGUUGUAUUGGGGGCAAAGGCGACUAUAAACGUGUGGAGCCCAUCAGUCCAACUGGACACCGAGUUCAGUCUCUCCCAAAUUUGGAUUGCUUCGGGAUACCCCUCGGGUUUCAACCUCAACACCAUAGAAGCUGGAUGGCAGCCGCAGGUAGAGCUUUAUGGUGACUGCUUAACCAGAUUGUUCAUUUACUGGACGGCUGAUUCGUAUGGGGCAACGGGGUGCUACAACCUUCUUUGUGCAGGAUUUGUGCAAACCAAUAGCAUGAUAGCCAUCGGGGGUGCCUUUUCUCCAUCUUCAUAUUUAGGCAUGCAAUAUGAACUUACCAUCUUCAUCUGGAAGAAUUGGUGGAUAAGAAUUGGUGACAUUGACGUAGGAUACUGGCCAGCAGAGCUAUUUUCCUGCUCAAGAGAUCAUGCCGCAUGGGCAGAAUGGGGUGGUGAGGUGCUGAACAGAAGGGCUAACGGCCAGCACACCUUUACCCAAAUGGGCUCAGGUCACUUUCCCUAUGAAAAGUUUCAAAAAGCAAGCUACUUUCGGAACAUAGAGAUUGUGAAUGUCAAUAAUAUUCUCAGUCGUGCCAAAGAUCUUAAGACCAAAGCUAGAAACUCCCGCUGUUACAAGAUCAAGAUCUCCAACAACAUUCCAUGGGGCACAUACUUCUACUAUGGGGGGCCAGGGAACGAUUUCAAUGUGGGGCUAGUGAUUUUAAAUCGGUGCCCAGGAUCAUGA